Molecule: messenger RNA, 2203 nt
Organism: Cyprinus carpio (common carp)
Lineage: Eukaryota; Metazoa; Chordata; Actinopteri; Cypriniformes; Cyprinidae
Gene: scamp5a
Product: secretory carrier membrane protein 5a
Biological process (GO): protein transport
Cellular component (GO): recycling endosome membrane; trans-Golgi network membrane
Source: RefSeq, a predicted model, not a curated record
UACAAAACAUCCCCAACACAAGAGCGUCGAUCACUGAAUGGAAAGUGGUUGAUUAGAUACGAGUGGACGCGUGCAUCGGCAACAUACUCUCGAGUGAACGCACGAGAAGGUUUUUAAAUAAUAAAGUUGACGUUGGCGAUCUGAAAAAAGAAUCUCCAUGGCAGAAAAUAAUUUUCCUCCUCUUCCACGGUUCAUUCCACUGAAACCAUGUUUUUACCAAGACUUCAACGAGAUCCCAGACCAGCAUCGUACAAUGUGCAAACGACUGUAUUACCUAUGGAUAUUGAAUAGUGCCACCCUAGCAUUGAACCUGAUUGGCUGUCUAGCAUGGAUGUGCGGAGGGGGCGGUGGAACCAAUUUUGGGAUGGCCAUUCUGUGGCUGAUACUGUUCACCCCAUGCUCAUACGUGUGCUGGUUUAGGCCCAUCUACAAGGCCUUCAGGACAGACAGUUCUUUCAACUUCAUGGCAUUCUUUUUCGUCUUCAUGGCGCAAGUGGUGAUUAGUAUCAUCCAGAGUGUUGGAAUCCCAGGAUGGGGAGUAUGUGGCUGGCUGGCCACCAUCUCUUUUUUCAGCACUAAUGUUGGCUCUGCUGUUGUUAUGCUGAUUCCAACCAUAAUGUUCACUGCCGUGGCUGUUCUCUCGUUCAUUGCCCUCACCAAGGUUCACAACUUCUACCGUGGCAGUGGGGGCAGCAUGAGCAAGGCUCAGGAAGAAUGGACCACCGGCGCUUGGAAGAACCCUCACGUCCAGCAGGCAACACAGCAGGCAGCUAUGGGGGCUGCACAGGGGGCCAUGCAGGGUCAACAGUACUCGGCUGCACCAACCUACAACUACGACGAGCCAAUGUAGAUCCCUUUCAGCAACAGUGGGGGGAGGGGACAAAAACAGGGUAUUUGGGAGGGCUUUCCAGAGGGAUAAAGUCAGUGGUUGAAACGGGGGAAGGGAGAAAAGAAAGAUAAAUCAAACCAAUUUGAAUUGUGAAUUUCCACCGGUACAACAAUACAUAAGCUUUUGCUUAAACUGUUUUAAAAGUGUGUGAUAGGUUAAAGAGUUGCUUUCGGUUUUUAAAACCCCUCAAAAGGAAAGUAUGAGUCUCACCAUGUGGUAUUAAGGCAUAUUUAAUUAACGAUUAUGUAGUGUUUCUCCAUUUACCGUAUUUCAAACAUGGCUGAACUGGAGCACCAGUAAGGAAACAUUCCAAAGCUCACUACGUUUCUAUAGUAACUACAUUCUCAGAUUCCUCUGUGUUGUAGUUGCAAGCCAGUUCUAUAUUUUGUUUGGCUGUUAGUAUUCAAGAACACAUUUCCACUAUUUAACAAACGCAUCUUAUGACUAAACGUAUGUUUUAUGCACAAAGAGAAGAAAUUAUAAGCUUUUGGAAGUACAUUGACUGGUAUUUACUUGAUCUUGCAGUUGAAAAAGUAUAAACCCAGCUAACAGGGAACAUUCUGAGAACUUUGACAAUGUUCUCUCAAAGUUAUGACCAAACGUUCUCGGAACGUCCAAUGUUUGUUCAAAGUUAUCUGGUAUUUAAUAAUGUUCUCAAAUGUUAGCUAUGCUAUUCAUGCACCAUUCAUGGAACGUUUUUCGUCUAAAGUGUUUUAGCUGGAUGUUCAUCUAACACUUUUUAAAUAUUACUACUUGUUUCAGAAUGUUCAGGGAACACAUUCACAUAAUGUUUGCAAAUGUUCCGUUAAAAUUUUAAACAUUUUAAAAACUGUUAGAUUUUGAACGUUCUGAGAACUUUCUGAAAUAAUGUUUCCAUACUUUAAUAGGAACGUUAGCAAAACGUUCUUAGAACAUUUUUGUUAGCUAGGAAGUUUAUAAACAUUACAUUGUUUGUGUUGAGCGCUUUACAUCAAGUGCAAGUACAAAGGCAGUUUUUCUUUUCCGUGAAGACACAGGAAAAGCCAUAUGUUUACGUUGUUUUAGUUCUGUAUUUUUGUUCGGGUUAAAGGCUGUUGACGUUUUAGUGAGCGGGGUUGUGUUUGUUAACAUUGUGUUGAAUGUUUUCAAUCCAUUAUGAUCUGAAUCUAUGAUGAAGGCUGAUAUUUUAACGUUCUCGUUGACACAGAAAUUGUAACUGUUAUUAUUUUGCAUAUAUUCUCAGACUGAAUUUUAGUAAUUUUUGUUAAAUUUUGCUUCUGGGUGGCUUAUUCCCCACUGGUUUAAACCCUACAAGUAAAGCACAUUUUAAAGUAA